This is a messenger RNA of Meleagris gallopavo (turkey), 2411 nucleotides long. Lineage: Eukaryota; Metazoa; Chordata; Aves; Galliformes; Phasianidae. The record is from RefSeq and is a predicted model, not a curated record.
CCGCUUUUUCUCUAUUGUAGCAUUUCAUCAGUGAGUAAGCGCUGUAGGUUGUCUCCAGGUUGCUUUGUGCAGUACCUGUGGGUGUGGAACAGGGUACAGGAUCUUAAUUCUGCUCUGCCUUUUGUUUUGUGCCUAGGUGACUGCCAGCUGCAAGCACCUUGUCGAAUUCAAAAGUGCACCACUGAUUUUGUUUCCUUAACUUCGCAUCUAAACUCAGCUCUCGAUGGCUUUGACUUGGAGUUCUGCAAGGCCCUGCGAGCAUACUCUGCCUGCACCUAUCGCAACUCCAAAGUAUGUCGCGGAAACCUAGUCUACCAUUCUGCAGUGCUAGGGAUCAGCGACCUCAUGAGCCAGAGGAACUGUUCCAAGGAUGGCCCCACGUCCUCCACCAACCCCGAAGUGACCCAUGAUCCCUGCAAUUACAGUGGCCACACAGAAGCCAAUGAAUAUCAAGGAGGGGAGAAAACUAUCCCUACUUACCUAUUUUGUGGCUUGUUUGGUGAUCCUCAUCUGAGGACUUUUAAGGAUCACUUCCAAACGUGCAAAGUGGAAGGUGCUUGGCCUCUCAUAGACAAUAACUACUUAACAGUGCAAGUGACGAAUGUGCCUGUCGUCCCAGGAUCCAGUGCUACUGCUACAAAUAAGAUAACUAUUAUCUUUAAAUCAUACCAACACUGUACAGAUCAGAAAGUAUAUCAAGCGGUGAGUGAUGACUUGCCUGCAGCUUUUGUUGACGGUACAACAGGUGGAGGUGAUGGGAGCACCAAGAGCUUGCAAAUUGUGGAUAAAGUCAGCGGCAAAUACGUUGAAAUGCAUGCCAGAUACAUUGGGACAACCGUGUACAUACGUCAGCUCGGACACUACUUAACACUGGCCAUUCGCAUGCCUCAAGAGUUGGCCAUGGCCUAUGAGGAGAGUCAAGAUUUGCAGCUGUGUGUGAACGGCUGCCCUUCAAGUGAGCGCAUUGAUGAUAGUGGCCACUUGCCAUUGCCCGUGAGAGGACAGCUGCUCCCUCAGGCAGGUGCUGCUCGUCCCCGGUCAGCAUACACACUGGAAACCGCCACCUCCAAAUGCCAUGAGAAGAUGCUGGUGAAAGACAUCUAUUUUUACUCAUGUGUGUUUGAUCUACUUACCACUGGUGAUGCUAACUUCACAGCUGCCGCCCACAGUGCCUUGCAGGAUGUGGAGGCACUGCAUCCCAGAAAAGAGCGCUGGCAUAUCUUUCCCAGCAGCAGAGAUGGUGGUGUGGGCAAAGGUAGCAAACCCUUUGUCAGUCUUGGACUUGCGUGCUUGAUCCUUGUUGCAUUUUUGUAGGGGUUUUUUUUUUGUCUCUAACAAAGUUUUGAAAUAUAUAUUGUCAUAAUAUAUUGAGUAAAGAUGAGUAUAUAUGUAUAUACCAUGUAUAUGAAGGGAUGUUUUGUCUUGGGACAUCCACCAGAUUGUACAUAUUGUGUUAACUGUUCUAUGUAUGUUGAAUGUCGUAUUCUUUGUAUCUAUUUGUUUUACAGUCGGUGAGAUGUUUUAUAAUGUCCUUGCAUUGGGACCUGAUAGAAAGCACUUUAUUUUUUAUAUAUUAAAUAUUUGUGUGUAGCUGAGUAACUAUAUAUUAUACACAUACACAUGUACCUACAGUACUCAGUACUCUGCCUAGGUACUGCUUAGUUUAACAAAUUUUUUUACUGUAUUAAUUAAUGGGGAUAUUUUCUACACUUACUGUAGAGACAGCACUUCUCUUGUCCUGUAAUUAUGUAUGUGAUUUCCUGGUAGCUUUUUAGAGCCGUUGGAGAGACAAUGCUGAAAGAUUCUAAUGGUCUUUGUGUAAGAGUGUAACCUUUCCUUUUCAAAGUUAUUACCACAGCUGAUUCUGCCCUCAAAGGUUAACUCGUUCUGGGAGAUGGACUGGAGAAGUCACAUGCCUGAAUUCUGUCUCUUUCUUAGGUGUUAAUUACAUCAACACAUUAAAAAGAAGGGAGAGGAGUGAGGGCCCCAGCUCUGCCUGCGGUUACUGAGGAGCUAUGGGAACAAUGAUGCGGUGGCUUAAAGGCUGGUUUUAUGUGGUGCCUUAAUGUGCUCCAAGAAACGGAAGCCUUAAUACAUGCUACGGUACUCCAGCUCCAGGACAGGCUUGUUUCACUCCUGAAGCUGUUCAUCUGAGGCUAGUUAGAUCUGCUCUUUGAACAAGAUCAAGUAGCGUUUGCCUUUUUUAAAUAACUGUUGCUUGCCUUGGUGGAGUGAGAUAUAGUUUAUUCACGGAAUGAGAACUUGUAGUUUUUAUGAAGAUUGUUCUGGCCGGUUUAGAGACUGUUGACUGUUAGGAACAGCAGUAAUCUUCAAAGGAAACUAAUUAAUUCCGUAUUGGAUGUGUAACCACAGACAGUAAAUGAACAUAGAACUGAGGUAAGGCAGAAGGU